CUCUCCUCUCUGUUCUUCGACCUCUGGGAGUGAAUCCUACCCUUCCCGUGUACUGAAGAUCCAGCGUUUAGUUCUCCUUUGAUUUCCUCUCCCUCUGGCCACCCCUGCCCCCAAUCGUAAAAGGGGUCAGUCUGCUCAGGCCUGCUUUGAUGGGACCCCGAAGGCCAGGAAGGAACUGGUCCUGGGUUUUCUAAGAGCUGGGGGCGGAUGGAAUUCUCCUGCCUGCGGGUCUUUAAAGACUGAGACCCGGGAAAAGGAGAAGAUGAAGGAAGCCAAGGAUGCCCGCUAUACCAAUGGGCACCUCUUCACCACCAUUUCAGUUUCAGGCAUGACCAUGUGCUAUGCCUGUAACAAGAGCAUCACAGCCAAGGAAGCCCUCAUCUGCCCAACCUGCAAUGUGACUAUCCACAACCGCUGUAAAGACACCCUCGCCAACUGUACCAAGGUCAAGCAGAAGCAACAGAAAGCGGCCCUGCUGAAGAACAACACCGCCUUGCAGUCCGUUUCUCUUCGAAGUAAGACAACCAUCCGGGAGCGGCCAAGCUCGGCCAUCUACCCCUCCGACAGCUUCCGGCAGUCCCUCCUGGGCUCCCGCCGUGGCCGCUCCUCCUUGUCUUUAGCCAAGAGUGUUUCUACCACCAACAUUGCUGGACAUUUCAAUGAUGAGUCUCCCCUGGGGCUGCGCCGGAUCCUCUCACAGUCCACAGACUCCCUCAACAUGCGGAACCGAACCCUAUCCGUGGAAUCCCUCAUUGACGAAGCAGAGGUAAUCUACAGUGAGCUGAUGAGUGACUUUGAGAUGGAUGAGAAGGACUUUGCAGCUGACUCUUGGAGUCUUGCUGUGGACAGCAGCUUCCUGCAGCAGCAUAAAAAGGAGGUGAUGAAGCAGCAAGAUGUCAUCUAUGAGCUAAUCCAGACAGAGCUGCACCAUGUGAGGACACUGAAGAUCAUGACCCGCCUCUUCCGCACGGGGAUGCUGGAAGAGCUACACUUGGAGCCAGGAGUGGUCCAGGGCCUGUUCCCCUGCGUGGACGAGCUCAGUGACAUCCAUACACGCUUCCUCAGCCAGCUAUUAGAACGCCGACGCCAGGCCCUGUGCCCUGGCAGCACCCGGAACUUUGUCAUCCAUCGCUUGGGUGAUCUGCUCAUCAGCCAGUUCUCAGGUCCUAGUGCGGAGCAGAUGUGUAAGACCUACUCGGAGUUCUGCAGCCGCCACAGCAAGGCCUUAAAGCUCUAUAAGGAGCUGUACGCCCGAGACAAACGCUUCCAGCAAUUCAUCCGGAAAGUGACCCGCCCCGCCGUGCUCAAGCGGCACGGGGUACAGGAGUGCAUCCUGCUGGUGACUCAGCGCAUCACCAAGUACCCGUUACUCAUCAGCCGCAUCCUGCAGCAUUCCCACGGGAUCGAGGAGGAGCGCCAGGACCUGACCACAGCACUGGGGCUAGUGAAGGAGCUGCUGUCCAAUGUGGACGAGGGUAUUUAUCAGCUGGAGAAAGGGGCCCGUCUGCAGGAGAUCUACAACCGCAUGGACCCUCGGGCCCAAACCCCAGUGCCUGGCAAGGGCCCCUUUGGCCGAGAGGAACUUCUGAGGCGCAAACUCAUCCACGAUGGCUGCCUGCUCUGGAAGACAGCGACGGGGCGCUUCAAAGAUGUGCUAGUGCUGCUGAUGACAGAUGUACUGGUGUUUCUCCAGGAAAAGGACCAGAAGUACAUCUUUCCUACCCUGGACAAGCCUUCAGUGGUAUCGCUGCAGAAUCUAAUCGUACGAGACAUUGCCAACCAGGAGAAAGGGAUGUUUCUGAUCAGCGCAGCCCCACCUGAGAUGUACGAGGUGCACACAGCAUCCCGGGAUGACCGGAGCACCUGGAUCCGGGUCAUUCAGCAGAGCGUGCGCACAUGCCCAUCCAGGGAGGACUUCCCCCUGAUUGAGACAGAGGAUGAGGCUUACCUGCGGCGAAUUAAGAUGGAGUUGCAGCAGAAGGACCGGGCACUGGUGGAGCUGCUGCGAGAGAAGGUCGGGCUGUUUGCUGAGAUGACCCAUUUCCAGGCCGAAGAGGAUGGUGGCAGUGGGAUGGCCCUGCCCACCCUGCCCAGGGGCCUUUUCCGCUCUGAGUCCCUUGAGUCCCCUCGUGGCGAGCGGCUGCUGCAGGAUGCCAUCCGUGAGGUGGAGGGUCUGAAAGACCUGCUGGUGGGGCCAGGAGUGGAACUGCUCUUGACACCCCGAGAGCCAGCCCUGCCCUUGGAACCAGACAGCGGUGGUAACACGAGUCCUGGGGUCACUGCCAAUGGUGAGGCCAGAACCUUCAAUGGCUCCAUUGAACUCUGCAGAGCUGACUCAGACUCUAGCCAGAGGGAUCGAAAUGGAAAUCAGCUGAGAUCACCGCAAGAGGAGGCGUUACAGCGAUUGGUCAAUCUCUAUGGACUUCUACAUGGCCUACAGGCAGCUGUGGCCCAGCAGGACACUCUGAUGGAAGCCCGGUUCCCUGAGGGCCCUGAGCGGCGGGAGAAGCUGUGCCGAGCCAACUCUCGGGAUGGGGAGGCUGGCAGGGCUGGGGCUGCCCCUGUGGCCCCUGAAAAGCAGGCCACGGAACUGGCAUUACUGCAGCGGCAACAUGCGCUGCUGCAGGAGGAGCUACGGCGCUGCCGGCGGCUAGGUGAAGAACGGGCAACCGAAGCUGGCAGCCUGGAGGCCCGGCUCCGGGAGAGUGAGCAGGCCCGGGCACUGCUGGAGCGUGAGGCCGAAGAGGCUCGAAGGCAGCUGGCCGCCCUGGGCCAGACCGAGCCACUCCCAGCUGAGGCCCCCUGGGCCCGCAGACCUGUGGAUCCUCGGCGGCGCAGCCUCCCCGCAGGCGAUGCCCUGUACUUGAGUUUCAACCCCCCACAGCCCAGCCGAGGCACUGACCGCCUGGAUCUACCUGUCACUACUCGCUCUGUCCAUCGAAACUUUGAGGACCGAGAGAGGCAGGAACUGGGGAGCCCCGAAGAGCGGCUGCAAGACAGCAGUGACCCUGACACUGGCAGCGAGGAGGAAGGUAGCAGCCGUCUGUCUCCGCCCCACAGUCCACGAGGUGAGACCCUGGCGGAGACAUGGACCAGAGACUUUACCAGAAUGCAGGACAUCCCGGAGGAGACGGAGAGCCGCGACGGGGAGGCUGUAGCCUCCGAGAGCUAAGGGGGCCCCUCCCCCCUGCCCCGUGCCCCACUGAAGAACAUUACUGAGGGGGCUAACCUUGGGGACUCCAAUUUGCCAAUGAUGAGGGAACAUUUGAAAGAACUGCAAAUUGUCCUUGCCAGCUCUUGGGAUCCUUGGAUACCUGGGGCCAUUUAAGAAGCUAGGGGAAUUAGGCCACAACACCCCCUGGGACAUCCGAAAGCUACACCACAGAUGCCAGUGGUUCAUGCCUUCUUCCCGCAACUUUAGGAAAAUUUAUUUAUUUAUUGUUUAUUAGUUAUGGGGGGAGAGGGGAGAUUUAAAGGACCAGGGACAUGGGAACCAAGCCAUAGGGAUCAGAGGGCCUUGUCCUUGAACACUACUGGGGUAUAUUCAGGCUCAUCCACGCAGCUGCUGGGUUCUUGCCCUAACGGCCCUCCCCUGCAACAUCCGUCUUGGAGGAGAGGCUGCAGCCACAGCACCCUACUGCCCUUUAAAUAAAGGAGGGCUGUGGGCAGGGCCAUGUCCCUUUCUCCUCUCCCCUCAACCUCUUACUGCUGUUCUCCCUUUCUCCGUCCUUCAUGGAAGCCCUGGGAGAUAACCUGGCUUCCUGGAGUUGAUGGAAUAAAGGUUGGGGUGGCCAUAAUGGUUUGUUGGGGGUGAGGGAAAAAACCCACAGGGACCAGAAUGUUUUGUUGUUCUUUUGUUUUCUUUUUUGUACCAAAGUCAACUGCACGUGUUUUAUAUUUUUAAGAGAUCGUAGGCAAUUAGAGAUCGAAGCCUCCUAUCUCCACAUCUCUGAAGAAGUUGAGGGGUGGGGGAGAGAAUGACUUCUGCCUUCAUCUGCAGUAACGGGGGGACCUAUACUGACCUCUUCCCCAGCCAUUUAGAAACAAGUUCUAGGGUGGGUUGGAAAAUCUCCAAGAGCCCUGACCUCAUCUUCCACCUCAGCAACCAUGACCUGAAACCUCAGCGUGAAUUUGGGGGAUUUUUCAGUGGAACCCUUGCCCCCAAAUGUCGACCAGCCCCCAAAUGUCGAAGAAUUUUCUUCUUGCCAAUUUUGUUGUUUAAAAAAAAAAUUCAGGGAAAAUUAAAAACCUGGAACUCCA
Molecule: messenger RNA, 4260 nt
Organism: Homo sapiens (human)
Lineage: Eukaryota; Metazoa; Chordata; Mammalia; Primates; Hominidae
Gene: ARHGEF2
Product: Rho/Rac guanine nucleotide exchange factor 2
Exons: 22
Coding region: 263-3172 (969 amino acids)
Biological process (GO): negative regulation of neurogenesis; asymmetric neuroblast division; establishment of mitotic spindle orientation
Cellular component (GO): ruffle membrane; Golgi apparatus; bicellular tight junction
Molecular function (GO): guanyl-nucleotide exchange factor activity; microtubule binding
Source: RefSeq, marked validated